CAAAGUGUUGUAAAUUCAAUAAUCGGUCUUGGGAAUAUAUAGCACGUAAUACAAACGGCUUUACAAUAAUUCGAUAUAGAAUAACAAUAGAACUGGAUAUAAUAACAAAUAUGAAUACUGCAUGGAUAAAUACACAACUGUCAAAAGAUUAAAAAGUAUGAAAAACAAUGCCGUUAUAGGAAACUUAAUAAUUUUAAAGCUUUAACUUUUGAUUGAAUACUUGUUUUUCUUUUUCACUGAAAUAAUAAUUUAUUUAGUAGUCUCUAACAUGAAACAAUGAAUGCCAUGCAUUUAAAUAGUUUGAUUCUUUACAGUGAAUUUGAUAAAAGAUUAGACUGGAUUAGUUUUAUAAGGUAAACAUAUGAUUAAUGAAGGGAUUUAUUCAACAUGUCAAUAGAACCAGUCAGAAACUGAAGGAAUGUAAAUAAUAUUCAAAGAAAUAAGUGACGACAAGUGAUUUUUCACAAAGGGUGUCUAAAAGAUGUCAUAUGUGUCAGAAUGUUCCAAAGUUUGGAGAAAUGAACAUUUAAACCAGUGACAACACAAGCAGCUUAGACAUAUAUAAAGGAAACUGAAGUGUGAUGAACAGCUAACUUAUUAACAAAGAACAAUUCAUUUGGCAAAGACUUUAUCUCAUAUUAGUGAAGCUUAAGUCAGACAAAAGUUUCAAAGUAAUUUGACUGAAAGAGAUGAAGAACUUGAGCUCUUUCAAACAUUUGAGCAGUUUUCCAUAAACAUUUUCAAAAAUGGAGGAAGAAGAAUUUAUCAGAAUGGCUGAGUUAGAGGAGGAAACCGACGAAGCAGUUAAAGCUCAGCAAAAUGGUGAAGCUGCAGAGCCAAUUGAUGAGGACAUCCAACACACAGUUGGUCAGUUACUGCACUUAAAACCAAACCAGAGAAUGGUAUGUAGAGAUUCUAAAAGAAACCUGAACACUGAGGAGAUAGUGAGCAAAGCUCUGCAGGCAGAGAGGAACCAUUGGAAAGAAAGGCUACAAAUGUCAAUGCAUGAGAUAGACAGACAACAUAAAGUCAUAUUAACUACACAAAGUGGAUUACAGGACCUAGUGAAGUCACUGAAACACUCGUCACAGAAACAUGUAGUAUUUGAUGAGGAUGAUGAGAACAGUAAUGAAGAUUUAGAUCAUGAAGUCGUCUCUGCAAGACUUAUUGAAAACCUGAAGUUUCAAGUGAGACAAUUACGUGUAAGAGCUGGUAUAUCUGAUGUGUCAAAAACUGAAAUUGAAGAAAGUAAACAAAAGCAUAAAAUGCUUAUUAAAGAGAUGAAAGAUAAGAUAGAACAACUUCAAUACGAAAAGGAAACUCUGGAGCUAGAUCAAUGUCAGAAAGCAGAAAAGAUUGCCUAUCUGCAGAAAGAAAAUGCAUCACUACACAGACAAUGUCAGAAGCUGCAAAAAAUUGUUGCAAAAUACAAUGAAAGUCACAGUGGAGCAAAUUUUCACCUUAAUGCAGUUGAUAAACCAAAACAACAGUUGCAAGAGAAAAUGCGCGAAAAGCGGUACUCAAUGACUUCAUACGAUUCCUCUGAAAAUGGCUCUAGUGUUGUACGUGAAAGGACUUAUGUUGAGGGGGAUCAACUUGUGUCAUAUCCAUCCUCGCUUGAAGAAUCAGCAAUCAUCAAAGACAGGCUUAAAAGAAAUAUCUACUCAGCAAGAGCAGGGAACUAUCGAUCCAGCAAUGUGGCACAAUGUUUAAGGUGCCAGACACUGUUUAAGCCAGCUGAAAACACACACAAGUCAUGUCAGUUCCAUCAUAAAGGAAGAGAAAUCAAACAACAGUUUCAAGACAAUGGGAAGCUCGAAAAAGUUUUGUACAAAUGGGCUUGCUGCAAGAAGCCGCUGGAGGCCCCAGGAUGCUGCUUUGGAUAUCAUGUAUGAAAACCAAAGAACGCUUGCUGCAAAAUGCCAUUAGAGGCCCCUGGAUGGCCCUUUGGGUUCCAUGAAUAAAUAACUGACUGCUGAAAACAUUUUCUCAAAUCUUUUUUUUUUUUUCAUUUUAGUAGACUUUGCUAAGGUUAAAAAACUUGUAUCAUUCCCUAUAUUUACUUUUAACAGCUUUAAAUAGGACUUUGUAUUUGUAGUGGCACAAUUUGUGAAUUUUUCACUUGCACAAAAUCACAUGCUGGUAGAAGGGGUGUUUAGCUUUAAUUUGUGUUUAAUAUUUAAGGAAUCUAGAUGUGAAGUUUUGUCUGGCAUUACCUCUUAAAUAUCUUUAAGAAUAAUCCAAUGCACUUUUUUAUAAUACCAGAAAAUUUGUAUAAUAUUCAACAUGUUACAUGCUAAGUUGUGUAUUUCCAAACAAAAUUUUAUUAGUUUCCCUAAAAAUCUCAGCUAUUAAAAAUGACAUAAAUAUUUCAAACUUUGUUCAGAUUAUGCUCCUUGUGUGUAUAAUGAUUUUCAGUGCAUGCCUUCUAUGUGAGCAUUUGUUUUUUUUCUAAAUUACUGAUCUUGAUGAAGAGGCACAUACUGCAGAAUGAUGUGAAUUUGAAAUAGUAGAACAGAGUCUUCUCUUCUUCACCAUUGAGGCUUUAGUGCGAGCUAAUUUUCGCAAAUUGAUAUGAAAACAGAAAAUAAAGCACCGCCUCCCCUAGCACUAUUUCUCUGGCAUCAUAAGUGUGCACAGGGAGCUACGGGUUAAGGGCAACAUACUUCUUCAAGAGUGUAUAUAUAAAGCAUUCUAUCAGUAUACAGUCACAACAGAACCAAUGGAAGACAAGGUGACAACACAAGUAUACAGUCAGAAAAAUAUGUUGACUGUGCAUUUAAGAUUAAAACUUUGUAUUAACAAGAGCACCACAAUGCUGAGCAAUAUAUGCCCGUAGGUAUGACCUUUGACCCGUAAGUGUGACUUUGACCUUGAAGCAAGCCAUCCGAAACAUGCACUCUGCAAGUUGUCUCUAUGUGGUGAACAUUUGUGCCAAGUUUCUUUAAAAUCCUUCAAGCAGUUCAAGAGUUACAGAGCGGACAUGAAACAGUCACAUGACCUUUGACCCUAAGUGUGACCUUGACCUUGAAGUAAGCCAUUCGAAACAUGCGUUCUACAUGUCGUCUCAAUGUGAUAAAAAUUUGUGCCAAGUUUCUUUAAAAUCCUUCAAGCAGCUCAAGGAACAGAGCGGACACAAAACCUUUGACCCCUAAGUGUGAAAUUGACCUUGAAGCGAGACAUCAAAAACAUGCGCUUCGCACGUCGUCUUGAUGUGGUGAACAUUUGUGUCAAAUUUCUUUGAAAUCCUUCAAGGGGUUCAAGAGUUACAGAGCGGACACGAAAUUGCUAAUGGACGUACGGACACCAGCGUCAUAACAUAAUACACCCCCUUUGGGUGUAUAAUAAAAUCUGGGCUUGAACACAGAAAGAAGAUUUUUUAAAGGUCCUUUUCCUAUGAAAAAAAUUGUUUCUGCCUUUUUCCCUCCUCCUAUGGCCAUUAUGUCACCCUAGCAGUUUGUAAACCGAAGAAUUUUAAAAUAAGAGGGUCAUGAUGACCCUGGAUUGCUAACCUGAGUAAUAUGAGCUACAUGUUUCAAAUGUCAAACUGAUGAUAAAAUAUUAAGAAAGUCAGUAGGUCAUAUUCAUGGUCAAUGAAAUUCAGUGUUACGAUUUGUGUGCAAAACUGUGUAUGUCAUCAAAAUUUCAAGGCUGUAUCUUAAAAAACAAGAAAGUAGGUCAGUAGGUCAAGGUCAAAGUCAAGUGACAUCAUAUUACUUGGGGUCAUCAGGUAAUUAUAAUUAAACAGUCUUGAAAAUAGGAUCAGAUGAUUUUUUUAAGUAUUUUUCCUAUAUAACUCAUAUUAUAACUAAGUGACCCCAGAGCGGGGCCUCUUAACCCCAGGAGCAUAAUUUGAACAAUUUUGGUAGAGGACUACUAGACAAUGCAACAAACCAAAUAUCAAAAGCCUAGGUCGUAUGGUUUCAGACAAGAAGAUUUUUAAAGCUUUUUCCUAUGUAAGUCUAUAUAAAACCUGGGACCCCUAGGGCAGGGCCUCUUUUCACCCAAGGCAUACAAUUUGAACAAUUUUAGUUGAGGACCAUAAGACAAUGCUACAAACCAAAUAUCAAAGGUCUAAGUGUUGUGGUUUCAAACAACUUUUUUGCCUAUAUAAGUCUAUGCAAAACUUGGGACCCCCGGGGCGGGGCCAUAUUUGACCCUAGGGGGAUAAUUUGAACAAUAUUGGUAGAGGACCACUAGAUGAUGCUACAUACCAAAUAUCAAAGCCCUAGGCCAUGUGGUUUUGUACAAGAAGAUUUUCAAAGUUUUCCCUAUAUAAGUCUAUAUAAACCAUGUGACCCCCGGGGCGGGGCCAUAUUUGACCCUAGGGAGAUAAUUUGAACAAUUUUGGUAGAGGACCACUAGAUGAUGCUACACACCAGAUAAAAAAAUUCAAAGCCCUAGGCCCUGUGGUUUUGGACAAGAAGAUUUUUAAAGUUUUUCCUUUCGGUUGCCGUGGCAACCAGAGUUCUGCAUGGAAUUCAAUUUUUUGAA
Messenger RNA from Mercenaria mercenaria, 4494 nucleotides. RefSeq lists its product as uncharacterized. NCBI's taxonomy places the organism in Eukaryota, Metazoa, Mollusca, Bivalvia, Venerida, Veneridae. Bases 747 to 1895 code for a protein of 382 amino acids. The record is from RefSeq and is a predicted model, not a curated record. The transcript is spliced from 3 exons.